Messenger RNA from Hevea brasiliensis (rubber tree), 1788 nucleotides. Its product is annotated as peptidyl-prolyl cis-trans isomerase CYP38, chloroplastic. Lineage: Eukaryota; Viridiplantae; Streptophyta; Magnoliopsida; Malpighiales; Euphorbiaceae. Gene Ontology annotation, biological process: protein peptidyl-prolyl isomerization. The transcript is spliced from 7 exons. Gene Ontology annotation, molecular function: peptidyl-prolyl cis-trans isomerase activity. Bases 218 to 1579 code for a protein of 453 amino acids. The record is from RefSeq and is a predicted model, not a curated record.
UUAUCUUGUGAUCUUAUCCAAAGCGUGAGGACGAAGGUCUACUUGUAGCAUCUCCUGCGUUAGAUUACCGACUGACCAAGAAACCUUAUCUACUAAUCUCUGUCCAUAGCUCUCUAAAGCAUAUAUUCAUUUUCCAGUUCUUCUGCUGGGCCCAGAUGUUAUAUAUCUUUCUUAUCCUGUGAAUUUUUUCUCUGUUUGUUUUUGAGUGACUUCAGUUAUGGCAGCCGUAAUCCCAUGCCAUUUUUGUUCUUCUCUAGCUAAUUCCAAGCUCGAAAUCAGCCCCGUUUUACCCAGAAAGCAUUUUGGCUUCGCAAACAAUUUCCACGUCAAUGCUGCUUGGUGGGCUAGAAGAACAGCACGCAGAUGUUCUCUUAGAAACUCCCAUCAACCUCAAUUCAAUGAUAAACAAAAAGGGAAGCCGUUUUCGUUAAAGGAAUGUGCAAUUUCUCUUGCUUUGGCGGUUGGGUUGAUUACAGGAGUACCUUCAUUGGAUUGGUCUAGUAUUGCAUAUGCAGCUAGUCCUGCAUUGCCUGAUCUUUCAGUAUUAAUAUCUGGACCGCCCAUUAAGGACCCGGGAACAUUGUUAAGAUAUGCUCUUCCAAUUGAUAAUAAAGCUAUAAGGGAAGUUCAAAAACCACUUGAAGAUAUCACAGAUAGUCUCAAGAUUACUGGUGUCAAGGCACUUGAUUCUGUGGAGAGAAAUGUGAGGCAGGCAUCUCGAGCCCUUAAGCAGGGGAAGAGUUUGAUUAUCUCAGGCUUGGCUGAAUCAAAGAAGGACCAUGGAGUGGAACUCCUUGACAAGCUAGAAUCUGGAAUGGAUGAGCUUCAACAGAUGGUUGAGGAUAGGAACAGAGACGCAGUGGCACCUAAACAGAAGGAGCUGCUUAAUUAUGUUGGAGGUGUUGAAGAGGAUAUGGUGGAUGGCUUCCCUUAUGAAGUGCCUGAAGAGUACCAAAGUAUGCCUCUCUUGAAGGGUAGAGCAGCUGUGGAUAUGAAGGUCAAGGUUAAAGACAAUCCUAAUAUAGAGGAGUGUGUGUUCCGCAUUGUUCUAGAUGGUUACAAUGCUCCUGUAACUGCUGGGAACUUUGUAGACUUGGUGGAAAGGCACUUCUAUGAUGGCAUGGAAAUCCAGAGAGCGGAUGGUUUUGUUGUCCAAACUGGGGAUCCUGCAGGUCCUGCUGAGGGUUUUAUUGAUCCUAGUACGGAGAAAACUAGGACUGUACCAUUGGAAAUCAUGGUGAAUGGGGAGAAAACACCGUUCUAUGGGGCAACUUUGGAGGAACUUGGUUUAUACAAGGCUCAGACAAAGCUUCCAUUCAAUGCAUUUGGAACAAUGGCCAUGGCCAGAGAUGAGUUUGAGAACAACUCAGCUUCAAGCCAGGUAUUUUGGCUGCUGAAAGAAAGUGAACUGACUCCCAGCAAUGCAAACAUAUUGGACGGCCGUUAUGCUGUUUUUGGUUAUAUAACAGAAAAUGAGGAUUAUUUGGCUGAUCUUAAGGUUGGUGAUGUGAUAGAAUCCAUGCAAGUGGUUUCCGGUCUGGAUAAUUUAGUUAAUCCAAGCUAUAAAAUUGCUGGCUAGGCCUCAGACAUAUUUUAGGCAAUUAUAUGGUGAAUGAGAGUCUGUUGAGCUCUCCCAAAAGAAUUAGCUGAUGAAGGUACAAUGUUGUGUGUUGGGCAGAUUUCAAAAUUGUCAUUUGUGCCAUUGUUCAGAAAUCUUUCAUUCUUGAAGAUUCUAGUGUUGCGUUGAGAAUGUGCUUUAUUAAUGUUGAUGACUCCAAGAUUGAUUCA